AUGCAGCCGGUGCAACCCAACCCCAGUCUCAUGGGGCUGUCGCAGUCGGAGGCAGUCAUCCUCUCCGAGAAGCUCUACCACAUAAGCAACGAAGGGUUCAUGUACUGCGCGGAGAAGUGCAUCACGCACUACGGCGAUGACGCCAUCCCGUACCACCCUGGCGAGAAGGCGUGCCUGGAUCGCUGCACCCACAAGGUCCGCAACGGCAUGGACAUGGCGGUUGCUCAAAAGAAAGAGUUUGAACGAUUGUUGCGCAGCGGUGAUCUGCCGUAUCAGUGGAUGAAGGACGCGGCAGCGGGUAACCUGUGA
Molecule: messenger RNA, 309 nt
Organism: Leishmania braziliensis MHOM/BR/75/M2904
Lineage: Eukaryota; Euglenozoa; Kinetoplastea; Trypanosomatida; Trypanosomatidae
Exons: 1
Coding region: 1-309 (102 amino acids)
Source: RefSeq, a predicted model, not a curated record